GUAUACCAUCAUAAUAAUCCUAUGAUAGUACCACUGAAUUUCUCUCUCAGUUCUUCGAUUCCACCAUGGACGAUCCACACCUCUCGUUCGGCUGGAACAAACACAUCCCUACGACCAACAGCUUCAUUAAUCACAAUCUCAGACUCCAAUUCAUCACCCCAACAAAGCAGCAUAAGAAAAUGCGAAUGUUAUGACAUGUAUAAACAGGUGGUCCCGUUCGCUGAGGCAUGGGCAUGGCAAAAAUCAAUUCUUGAAGACCGAAAAACGUUGAUAGAUGACAAUCAAGAUGGUUCAGAUACAUUGAUCAUGCUCCAGCAUCAGUCUGUGUACACAUUGGGCACUGCUAGUACCGAAAAAAACUUGAAUUUCGAUGUCAAAGAUCCACCUUUCCCGUUGUAUCAUACCGAACGAGGCGGUGAAGUCACCUACCAUGGGCCAGGGCAGCUAGUGAUGUACCCGAUUAUGAAUCUUCGGUUCCACGAGAUGGAUCUUCAUUGGUACCUUAGAGCACUUGAGGAGGUAGUUAUUCGGGUUCUUUCUUCGGUUUUCGAUUUAAAAGCUUCUCGAGUCACGGGUUUGACUGGAGUUUGGGUUGGGGACAAUAAACUAGCAGCAAUUGGAAUACGAGUUUCGCGAUGGCUGACGUAUCAUGGAUUGGCGUUAAACGUGUCCACUGAUCUUUCGCCUUUCAGUCGAAUAGUUCCUUGCGGGAUUAAAGAUCGAGGAGUUGGGAGCAUCAAGGGGUUGCUUAGUGAUUCUUGCUCAAUGUCUGAUGGUGAACUCAUUGAUAUUGCUCAUGAAUCAUUGUUAAAAGAGUUCUGUGAAGUUUUCCAGGUUGAAUUGUCUCAUCAGCCUGUGUCAAGUUUGCUUAGGCUUCCAAAGAGAAAACAAUGAAGUUGUUUGUGUGUUAUUUUAUUUUAACAGAGUGUGUUAAAACUCUAUUUGUAUCAUCUGGCUCGUUGUACCAACCAAUAUUGUCUGUAUUGUCUGGUAGAGCAUGUUGAGUAUUAUACUAUUAUGGACAAACCAUUCGCAAACAAAAA
Messenger RNA from Helianthus annuus (common sunflower), 1043 nucleotides. Its product is annotated as octanoyltransferase LIP2p, chloroplastic. Gene Ontology annotation, biological process: protein lipoylation. The record is from RefSeq and is a predicted model, not a curated record. NCBI's taxonomy places the organism in Eukaryota, Viridiplantae, Streptophyta, Magnoliopsida, Asterales, Asteraceae. The coding region runs from base 22 to 894 and encodes 290 amino acids. Gene Ontology annotation, cellular component: mitochondrion. The transcript has 4 exons. Gene Ontology annotation, molecular function: lipoyl(octanoyl) transferase activity.